AUGGGACAACAGUUUGUGGUGAAGCAAAGCCGAAGGGGAAGGAAAGAUGUAGGGAACUGGUCCAGUCGACGUGGACAUCGCUCGACCCAUCUUCAGUGUAACUUCUCCUCCAUCUCUCGUCCCGCGACCGCCUCUCCCUCCCCUUGCAGUUGCUAUAAACACCCCGGACAGUGCCACGUGCACUAAGACCUCUGUCGUGGCUCCGCCAGAUGCUGGCCACAAAAGUCCAAUACGUCAAGAUCCCCGAACUUAA
Molecule: messenger RNA, 253 nt
Organism: Caenorhabditis auriculariae
Lineage: Eukaryota; Metazoa; Nematoda; Chromadorea; Rhabditida; Rhabditidae
Source: the annotation of a GenBank genome assembly